UAAAAACCACUUAGCUACAGCCAACCGCCCAAUGCAGCACUGGCUCGCUCCCCCCGCCAGCGGAAGCGCCCGCGGAGCACAAUGCAGCACUGAGGCAGCGCCGCGGUGGAGGCUGCAGAGCGGCGGCCGCCGCAGCACCCGCCGGGGCUAACAGGGGCGGCCGAGGACAGCCGGGGCGGGGUGGCGCGGGGCGAGAAAGACGGACCCUGCUGCCGGGGCAUGAGAAGCUGAGCGUCUGGAACUAGGCGGGCUGACGGCAGCACCAUGCAGGCGGCGGCGGCGUUCGUGCCUUUCUUGCUGCUCUGCGCCCUGGGGACCUGCCCCCUGGCGCGCUGCGGGCAAGCAGGAGAAGCCUCGUUGACUGAGCUGGAUAGAAGGAACGAAAAUCGUUUCCUAGAGCGCCAGAGCAUCGUGCCACUCCGGCUCAUCUACCGCUCAAGCGGCGAAGACGAAACCUGGCACGACGCUCUCAACACGAGGGUGCGGGGUGACCCUGGCGGCAGGCAGUUGACUCACGUUGACCAGGCAAGCUUCCAGGUUGAUGCCUUUGGAACUUCCUUUAUUCUUGAUGUCAUGCUGAACCAUGAUUUGCUGUCUUCUGAAUACAUAGAAAGACACAUUGAACAUGGAGGGAAGACUAUAGAAGUUAAAGGAGGAGAACACUGUUACUACCAGGGCCAUAUCCGAGGAAAUUCUGCCUCAUUUGUGGCACUGUCAACAUGCCAUGGACUUCAUGGGAUGUUCUGUGAUGGAAACCACACCUAUCUUAUUGAGCCAGAAGAAAAUGAUACCUCCCAAGAGGAUUUCCGUUUUCAUUCGGUUUACAAAUCCAGACUGUUCGAAUUUCCCUUGGAUGAUCUUCCAUCUGAAUUCCAACAUGUAAACAUCACUCCUCCAAAAUUUAUUUUGAAGCCAAGAUCAAAUAGGAGUAGACGGCAGCUUCGGAGACAUCCACGCAAUGUUGAGGAGGAAACCAAAUACAUUGAACUAAUGAUUGUGAAUGAUCAUCUCAUGUUUAAAAAACAUCGGCUUUCAGUUGUACAUACCAAUACGUAUGCAAAAUCUGUGGUGAACAUGGCAGAUUUGAUAUAUAAAGACCAACUUAAGACAAGGAUAGUAUUGGUUGCCAUGGAAACCUGGGCGGCUGACAACAAGUUUGCCAUAUCUGAAAAUCCAUUGAUCACCCUACGUGAGUUUAUGAAAUACAGGAGGGAUUUUAUCAAAGAGAAAAGUGAUGCAGUUCACCUUUUUUCGGGAAGUCAAUUUGAGAGUAGCCGGAGCGGGGCAGCUUAUAUUGGUGGGAUUUGCUCGUUGCUGAAAGGAGGAGGCGUGAAUGAAUUUGGGAAAACUGAUUUAAUGGCAGUUACACUUGCACAAUCACUAGCCCAUAAUGUGGGUAUUAUCUCAGACAAAAGGAAGUUAGCAAGUGGUGAGUGUAAAUGUGAGGAUACGUGGUCUGGAUGCAUAAUGGGAGACACAGGCUAUUAUCUUCCUAAAAAGUUUACCCAGUGUAACAUUGAAGAAUAUCAUGAAUUCCUCAAUAGUGGAGGUGGUGCUUGUCUUUUCAACAAACCUUCUAAGCUUCUCGAUCCUCCUGAGUGUGGCAAUGGCUUCAUUGAAACAGGAGAGGAGUGUGAUUGUGGGACCCCAGCAGAAUGUGUCCUUGAAGGAGCAGAGUGUUGUAAGAAAUGCACCUUGACUCAAGACUCUCAAUGCAGUGAUGGUCUGUGUUGUAAAAAGUGCAAGUUUCAGCCUAUGGGGACUGUGUGCCGAGAAGCAGUAAAUGACUGUGAUAUUAGUGAAACAUGCUCAGGAAAUUCAAGCCAGUGUGCCCCAAAUAUUCAUAAAAUGGAUGGAUAUUCAUGUGAUAGUGUUCAGGGAAUUUGCUUUGGAGGACGGUGUAAAACCAGGGAUAGACAAUGCAAAUACAUCUGGGGGCAAAAGGUGAUGGAAUCAGACAAAUACUGCUAUGAGAAACUGAAUAUUGAAGGGACAGAGAAGGGUAACUGUGGGAAAGACAAAGACACGUGGAUACAGUGCAACAAACGGGAUGUGCUUUGUGGUUAUCUUUUGUGUACCAAUAUUGGUAAUAUCCCAAGGCUUGGAGAACUGGAUGGUGAAAUCACAUCUACUUUGGUUGUGCAACAAGGACGAACAUUGAAUUGUAGUGGUGGGCAUGUUAAGCUUGAAGAAGAUGUAGAUCUUGGCUAUGUGGAAGAUGGGACACCUUGUGGUCCCCAAAUGAUGUGCCUAGAACACAGGUGUCUUCCAAUGGCUUCCUUUAACUUUAGUACUUGCUUAAGCAAUAAAGAAGGCACUGUUUGUUCAGGAAAUGGAGUUUGCAGUAAUGAACUGAAGUGUGUAUGUAACAGGCACUGGAUAGGUGCAGACUGCAGUACUUACUUCCCCUUAGAUGACAUGAAGACUGGUGGAAUAACUCUGACUGGCAACGGUGUUGCUGGUACUAAUAUCAUAAUAGGCAUAAUUGCUGGCACCAUUUUAGUGCUGGCCCUCAUAUUAGGAAUAACUGCGUGGGGUUACAAAAACUAUCGCGAACAGAGACAGUUACCCCAGGGAGAUUAUGUAAAAAAGCCUGGAGAUGGCGACUCUUUUUAUAGCGACAUUCCUCCUGGAGUCAGCACAAACUCAGCAUCUAGUUCUAAGAAGAGGUCUGCUUUUCUGUCGCAUUUUCAGAUUUCUACCUGUUCCAUCACACAUUAUUCCAUUAGUCAGAACAUUUCAUUAUUUUGCAGCAGGUCAAAUGGACUAUCUCAUUCUUGGAGUGAAAGGAUUCCAGACACAAAACAUAUUUCUGACAUCUGUGAAAAUGGACGACCUCGAAGUAACUCUUGGCAAGGUAACCUGGGAGGCAACAGAAAGAAAAUCAGAGGCAAAAGAUUUAGACCUCGGUCUAAUUCAACUGAGAGGGAGCCCCAAGCACCUGAGCCUGGGCACUCCCUCGCCCAGACUGUCCCAUCCCAAGGCAUAAGCCCAGGGGGCUCUGACAGCCCCCAGACAGGGAGUCUGGAUCACAGGUAUUUAAAUCCAUGGUUCAAAAGAGACUAUAAUGUAGCUAAGUGGGUAGAAGAUGUGAAUAAAAACACUGAAGGACCAUACUUUAGCUUCCAAGAUGGCCAACGUCAGGAAGACAGGACUUUAUCUCCUGCCAAAUCUCCUUCCUCAUCCACUGGGUCUAUUGCCUCCAGCAGAAAGUACCCUUACCCAAUGCCUCCACUUCCCGAUGAGGAGAAGAAAGUGAACCGACAAAGUGCCAGGCUAUGGGAGACAUCCAUUUAAAGAUCAACUGUUUACACGUGAUACAUCGAAACUGUUUACUUCAACUUUUAUAGAAACCCAGCCUCAUGGAGUCACUGCAAAUCUAUCUGCUCUUCAGACAAUAUGAAGACUCUCUGAGAUAUCAAAGAAGAGAGGAAGCCAAGUCUCUCAUCUCAAUACCAUCUUCUUUUUGUCAUUGGCUUAGGAUUUAACUGAACCAUGAAAAGAAUUGCUGAAAUGUUACACUGUAACAUGGAACAAUAAAGGUACUGGUAUGUUAAUGGAUAAUCCGCAUGACAGACAUAUGUAGAACAAUCACUAAAAUUAACACACGACCCAAAUGUAGCCAGUUUCCUAAGGGACAAUAGUGGAUUCAGAACUUGACAUUCUGAAGCACAUCCUCAUUGUAGACAGUAAUGCUAUGUGCAUGAAGCUUCUGUUUGUUUUCCACAUUUAAGGAAACAUCCCAUAUUAGAAACUAGCAUGCAGAGCUAAAGCCCAUAGGAUUUUUCUGCAGGACUUUAAAGCUUUGAGAGGCUAAUAUUCCAUAUGCUAAACCUUAAACAUGUAUUUUGUUUUGUUUUUUUACUUUUCUUAUUUAUAUCAGCAUACAAGGACUCUUGUACAUAUGUAAACAUUUUUAAAAUAAAAAAGCAGCUCUCACACACAAGUGUAUUUUGCCAAAUGCCUAAAAACAAUCAGUCACAAUCAUACUAUCCUCCUCCAUCAAAUGGUCUUUUAACAAUUAUAAUCCAAUGAUGUAAAUAUAGAGGUCAGUGCUGUAAAAGUGUCUCUCCAUAAUUGGUCUUUGUUUUAAAAAAUGUGGUAUCCCUUUAAACUGUACAGUCUGUACAGUCUGGAGGCAGAUUCACUGAGUUUUUAACUGAUCUAGAGAGCAAAAUGCCCAGCAAAAUUUGGCGCCUCCCAAACUGGCUGAGAAGAAGUCUAAUAAUGCAGUGGCUAUCCUGCCUCCAGCCACCCUGCUGCUCUCUGGGAAUCCUCCAGCCUGACCACUUUCUGGGGGUUGCUGUACGUGCUUCAGCAAUGGCUGUAUUUCAGGACCAGAGCACAUUGCUAGUCUCACCCUGAGGCCUGUGAGGCCACAGCAUAUGCUGUGCUGAUUAUACAAGUGUACCAAAGACCCAUGAGACCACAGGCUGCUUGCUGAAGCAUUGGUAGCUUCCAGAUUGCCCGUUAUCUACCCUUUAUGAUCUGCAGUUUUGUUCUUCAGCAAAACUUUCUACCCACCCUUAUCUGGGAGAUGAUCUAUUUUAGUGAAAACAACUUUUCCUCUGUUAUUAAGGAUAAUAAUAAUUAAUGACUCCUGAGUCCCAACAGGUCAUUCCAUACUGACUUUGAAACAAAGUGAUGGAUGGUUCUACUAGCCAGACUGGGGCCUCAAGAAACCUAAAAGGGUUAAGCUAAACCUAAAACCAUGUGUGUGGCAAAUGUGAAUUUAGCUAAACAGCUGACAGAGGGAGAAUAUGGUAUGUUGAACUCUACAUAUUUUUCAUGCAUAGAAAAAUGAAAAUUGGAUGUGGAAGCUGCUUCUUUACACUGAAAGUUUUAUAGCUGUUAUAAUGCAGUCCUGUCAUUCUUACAAAAAGCUUCCUUAAGGAGGCUGUUGUAGUAAGUUCAGAGAUUGAUGGAUCAAAAGACUUGAUAUGAAGAGUACUUCUGAAUUUCCUCAUUUUCUCUUCUUUCUCUUGAGAGGAGUGUAAUCUGUAGACAAGAUUUCAGAAUUAUCUUCUAAAUUUGAUUUCUUCCUGUAGUGAAGAGAUUUUCCUAUAGGAAAAAAAAACUCAUCUCACCUCCAUGUAUAAUCAUCCUGGAUGCCCAACUUAUGGGUUGAGUUAGAAGGGAUUGUUUUAAUGGUCUAUGUAUUUAUGUCUUCUGUAAUGGACCUCUCUCCUGAAAGUCUUUGAAAACCCUUGAAAAGCAGUUUAAUCAUUGAAAACUAUAAAGUAUAAACAGAAUUUUAUAUGACAAGAAGGAAUGUGAUUGUAGGUACUACAACGGAACCAUCAAACAGACUAAGGUUUGGUGAGUGUUGGAUGACAUUGACAGUUACCACACCAUCCAAGCCAACGACAGUAGGGCAGACAGAUUUAAAGAUGUAGCAAAUAAAGUGGCUUUUCACUAACAUCACUUUAAUGUGCACUGAAUGUUUUCUGGUAUUGAGUAUAUAAAGUGUUAAUGCUACAAGUUUUAUUUUGACUAUAAAAGAGUUUCUAGAUUUGAAUGUAUGGUACCUCGUGUAAAUAUGCUUCCUAGUUAUGAUUACACAACCCUACUUUAAAUGAAUCUACAAAUGAUUAGCUACAUAGUCAACAAUCCCCCUUCACCUACUUCUUUCUCAGCCUCUCAAUUAUUUUUAUGUGAAAAUUAUGUGCCUUUUGGAAAACAUGGAUGUUGUAGAGGUGUAUCUUUCAUAGUCAUCCUCGUUGGUAAUAACUUUCAAAUGGAAGUGAAUGAAGUCUUAUUUGGAGAUUAUGAUUUUAUACUAGUUUUAAUUCUGGGUGUCUAACAAUGUUUGAACAUUCAGAGUCAUUUGCAGCAUUCCUUAAUUCAUUUAUAAUCUCAAAGGAUAGUUUCCAAAAGUCCUAUAUAUGUACUUAUACUGGUGUUCUAAAUAUAUUAAAUCUUAAUAUUUCUUAUGCCUUCUCAUCCACUGAGGCAGGGAGAAUAGACCCAUGGCACUAAAUACAAGCACAGCAUUUUAAAAAUAAUUACCUAUUUUGGAAAGGAACUUUGAGUUCAAAUAACAACUUGUAUCAAUCCACAAAUAUUUAUGUUCCACAGUCAGAUAGAGGACUAUUAUCUGAGCAGAGGGAGCAGUGAUUUGUUUUUUUUGUUGUUGUUGUUGUUAUCCCAUUGUAUGCCUUUUUUCCUUUCUGACAUGUUGUGCAUGUAUAAGUUUGACAACCGGCUGUCUGAGAGGUUCCAUUUAUCCACAAUCAUGAUAGUGAAGUAAAAUGAGAUUUAAAGAAACAGUUAAAUUUCUCCAUUAAAGUUGACAAAUGAGGUGACUAACUAGACUAGCUAGUUUCUUGAGUCUAUCCAUUUUCUUUAGACAGGAAGUGGUGUCCGUCUGCAGUAUCCCAGGUACACUGGUCCCCAGUUACCUGUAACUUGUAGGGAGGAGUAAACUGCUCAAACAGUGCAGCACAAUGGAGGUUUUCAAUGUGCUGACUCUGCUAUGUUUCUCUGAGAAACCCAGUGCUAUUCCUUAAACAUUGUUGACUAAUACAGUAAAUUUCGGAUUAAAAUACCAAACAUAAUUUUCAGUUUGAUAUAGGUGCUUUAUUAAGUAACACUACAAUUUAUUCUAUAUUGUUUCCUCUUGUUUAAAAAGGUUUAUAGUGUUUAUACUUAAAGUCAGUCCAGUAUAGAUUUUUGAGUAUAAUAUUGGUAGGUGUUUAUAAGAAGUUGCUAAAAAUAUAAAAUUAGAUAUUCUGUACACUGCCAGUGAAUUAUUUGUUUGAAAUCCAGCACAUGCUUACAUUUUUUUUUUCCUUCAUGGAUUCCCUUGAAGAUCUGCAUAAGUUAAUUCUGACCAUUAGUCCAGAUCUUUGUGACUACAUUUUAUGAUUUUGUUCUUUACUUCUUAUAGUUACCUUGGGCCAGAGGGAAUUGGUAGUUCUAUUCACUGCUUUCAGUGUGUCAAAAGUCAAGUUUAUUUAUUUCAUCCGUUCUUCAUUUCUUGUUGUCAUGCAAUUCUAUUUUUGCCUCAUAUAUUUAGUGCUUUAAAUAGUUCCUUAUGUUAUUCAACAUGAUAAUAAACCCAUAUCCAAAGAAAAGACUUUUAUUUUACUUUAUAUCCUUUAACUUAAAGGAAAUGUAAUUUAUUGGAAGGAUAUCAAGUAACUUGUGGGAGGGGGAAAUGAGGUGUAUAAUGAAUGGAGAGAGCAAAGGAAGAAGCGCAGAUGACCAAGCCUUAGUCUAACAGGGAACCGCUGGCUGCUGCAUGCUGGCCUCUAGGCCGGCACGUUUUAAGUGUCAUCUUACCUGUUGAUAGAGUGACUGGAGUUUUCCAUGAAAUACUCUUGACACCUAUUUGUGGCUCAAUGCCUAUUUUUUUUUUUACAGUCCUAAUUAUCUUUUUCCUUUCAUGUCUAUGUUUUCCUGUUAAUUACUACCCACAUCCCACCCAUUCACUUAAGAAAUGGAAUCAUGAUAAAUUUCUUAUUUUCACUCUACUAACUUAAAGUGUGUAAGAAGCAACCUAUGAAACAGGGCUUGAUUUGGAGCUUAAACUUUUUGUUUUUCCCAUUUGAGCUAUUUUCUGGAUGGAUAAGACGAAAUUGGAUGCUGCAACUUUCCACCAGGAGAGCUAGGACUUCACAGUUUCCCCUAUUUAUCAUACUGUGAAGUGCCCAGCUGGCUCUUGUGAAAAUUUGCUAGAAGCAGCACUGCAUCCACCAAGUGUCAGGUGUGGGGAGUGGAGUGUAGGCACAGUCACACCUGCCAGGCACUGUUGGCUUUUGUUCAUAACACAUGUGCUUUUAAUUCAAGAAGAUCCAUUUCUUCGCUUGCAGAAGCAGAGCAAACAAAGAUGCAGUAAGACCUUAGAAAUCAGGGGAUAUUUCGGUUCUUUUUAUUCCCUGCUUUAAAAAUUCUCAAAAUGGAGCAUCUUCUGGUUCAGAUUAGAAGUAGAAAUAAAACAUUCAAAACAAACCUGCCUGUAUUUUGGCCUUCGUAUUCAGAGCCUGAUAAGGAGUAAGCAUCCUCGCUGUGGGAUUUGUUCCAGGCCCUUCCUACUUCAAAGUAGCUCCCUCUUCAGUGGCUGUCUUCAAGGUAAGUCCUUUCUUUGGUGAAACUGGCACUUGGGAGAACCAUAGGGAUACAGAGUUGGGGUGAAGGGUAAUGGAAUUCUCUUCAGAUUGCUCCUGUUGGCACUUAAUAUGAUUAUGCAACUUUGGAAUCACUAAAAGAUGGCUCUUCAGGGUGUAUUUUGCAAGCCAAGGGAGAAAAAAGCAGUAAGCCCUGGGAGUGUAUAGAGAGUGCCUGACAUGGGCCCCAAAUGGAGAUCACACAAAUUGGUCAAAAGCCAGGUAUGCAGAAGAGCUCCAGAUGGCUGCUUGGAAGUGUGACGGGGAAAGGGGUGCUGGGAGCCUACUUGUGUGCUUUGCUGUUUUUACUGAGUGUUGGCUCUAAAAAGGCUUCAUGGUCUAGGUUCAUGAAGGGCCAGUCACUCUGCCUGAUGUGUCCCUGUGGCAUUGUUGAUAGGCUGUGUAUUAAAUCAUACCAGGAGGUGCUUUAAAGCUGGCAGCAUCAUUUCAUGUUUCUAGGUAUCUUUAAAAUUCAAACCAGGGAAAAUGUGUGUGUGGGGUUUUUUUUGUUUGUUUGUUUAUUUGUUUUAACAAAAAGGCAUACAAUGAUUCUAAGCAAUUUUGUUAAUGUACAUAACAAGGUCGUACAUAAAGUUUUCAAAGAGUUUAUGAAGGGCAUUUUCCUUCAAAUCAAAAAACAAAUACAUACAAUAUUUCUUUAGGGCUUACCCUCUUUUUAAAGCUUCUGAUGUGGAUUUGUUUUGAAGGUCAAACUUUAAAAUAAUGCAAAUAGCCCCCCAAAUCUUUAAAUACUGCGGUGCUACAUUAUACCAGAGAACAAUAUGGAAAGUGCUGAUAUGAAUGAAUACAUUUAUUCAGUAAUAAUAAGUAAUUCUUCCUAAUUAUACAUGUAUAUCACUGCCUGAUUUGAAAUCCCACUUUUCUUUUCUAAUCCAGCACAAAAUCAAACUACGAUUCUACAGCCAGUGUUUUUAAUGGGUAAAAAUGACCCAACACCUUUGUUUUGUAUAGACUUUUUUUUAAUUCUACAAGUAAAAAUGUUUAACAAAAGGUUAUUCAGUAUAAGUAAGCAUAUAUUCCUUUCUUAACUUGUAGGAAGAGAAUUGCCCCUUUAAUCUAGCAUCCCCCAAACACUUAGAAACUGGGCAUUCUACCUAACACAGCAGUUCAUGUCAGUCAUUGUAGGUCUAGUUAGUGUUUUCCACAUCUAUCAUCUCUGAGGGGGUGACAUCUCACCUACAGAUAGCGGAAGGCACUUCAUGGGGAAGUGUUAAUAGCAUGGAUUCACUUUUGGUAAACAGUAAUCAUGUAUGUGUAUAUAUAUUUAGAUUGACAUCAUUUUAACAUUCUCUGCUAUGCUGCACUUCAGGUUCUUAAGCUAUUUUAAAAAUAACUAGGUUUUGGCAAACACCAACUGAAUUGUACAUGGCAACUGCUUUCCUGAGCAACAUGUGAUUUGUUUUAUGGCUGUUCAAGUUAUAAAACUGUUCUUAUAUUGUAGGUAAAUAAUCUUGCUGUUUUUAAAGGUCACUGUAACUUUCUGGCACAAUUUUACUAGUAUUCACAUUUAAGCUGAUAAGAUACCAUGGUUUUCUAUGUUACUCGCAUUGUAACAUGAAUAAAGUGACUUUCAAUAAAAUAUUUGUUAUUUUA
Condylura cristata (star-nosed mole) is the source of this 9722-nucleotide messenger RNA. It is a transcript of the gene ADAM22, whose product is annotated as ADAM metallopeptidase domain 22. Bases 265 to 3297 code for a protein of 1010 amino acids. Gene Ontology annotation, cellular component: postsynaptic density membrane. The record is from RefSeq and is a predicted model, not a curated record. Gene Ontology annotation, biological process: proteolysis. Gene Ontology annotation, molecular function: metalloendopeptidase activity. The transcript has 34 exons. Lineage: Eukaryota; Metazoa; Chordata; Mammalia; Eulipotyphla; Talpidae.